Molecule: messenger RNA, 594 nt
Organism: Daphnia pulex (common water flea)
Lineage: Eukaryota; Metazoa; Arthropoda; Branchiopoda; Diplostraca; Daphniidae
Exons: 3
Coding region: 16-387 (123 amino acids)
Source: RefSeq, a predicted model, not a curated record
UCACGGCAAUGCCAAAUGCGACGGGGCUUUGGGUGUGGUGUGAUGAUUGCUGGGUAUAAAUACGGACCUUCUCGAGAUCCCCAGACAUACACACCACAAUCUCGUCGUGAAAAAAGCUCCUCUCUCAACUUCGCAAUGUACAAGAUUGUUUUGCUUCUGUUGGCUUUGGCCGCUAUCGUCUUCGCCAUGGAGACCCAAGAUCAGGAAUCUGCUGAGCAAUACUACCGCAUCCAUGGCGUCUACCCAUCGUGGUACCCAUAUGGAGCCGUUCGCGCUUUCGGUAGCUACCCAUACGGUUACAACUACGGCGCUUAUCCCUUUGGUGUCCGAAACUACUACGGAGCUGCUUACCCCGGCUAUAGCUACGGCUACGGUUACGCUUAUUAAAUACCUGAAACAUCUUCCCUCGGUUUUUUUACUCUGUGCUGCCUCUCAAUAAUAUCAAACAGCUCAUCACUUGAUAUAUGCCGUAUACAGCCUUUCACUUAUUCUCGAUUUGAUUUUAUGAUAGAAUUCGAAUUAAGCCUCUUUGUUAGUACAACAUCAAAAACUGUCGAAACAUUAUGCAAUACAGUGACAAUGUAACUCUUUUAA